AUGCCGAAAGCAUCCAAAAGGCAGAAGGAGAAGAAAGCCGACUUUCAGAAAACCAAGCUCAAGCUCGGCAAGGGAAAGCAAGCUGCCAACAAUGCUACCGACGUCUCGUUCAAGGCCAAGACCAUUGCUCUUCCGCAGCAGUCGAUCAAUGUCGACAAGUCGGGCAAACUUGUCAACUCUCGCAAUCUCACCAUCACCGACUUGGCUCUCCAGCUUCGACACUACUCGGCAGGCGUUCGUCGCGAUGCUGUCAGCGGCAUCAAGGAGAUCCUCACGUUGCAUCCCAGCUUGAUCCUGACGGACGCAGCUUCCCUCAUCCCAGAGCUCGCCCGUUGCAUCGGCGACGAAGACGCGGCUGUACGAAAGCAGCUACACGUUCUGCUCAGCUGGAUGCUGCCGCAAAUCCCUGCUCAGCUGCUAGGCCCGUAUCACGGCACACUGCUUCUCUUCACGACCUCAGCUCUCAGCCACAUCUAUCCCGAGGUACGAAUCGGCGCUGUCAAGAUCCUUGACGUGUGUCUCAGCAUCCUGCCGCAAGUAGCAACAGCAGGCUGGGAGAACGCUGUGUACAAUAUGGCAAGUGCUGUCUCUUCUGCACAGAGUUCGACCGGCAGCUCGGAUGCGGCAGGCCCCAGCAAGGCCUCGCACCAACCGCAUGGCGAGCGAAUCAUGAACUGCUACCUCAAUCUUCUUGGCAUCACGCAUCGGUCAAGCGCUGCAGCUUCCAUCACCUCUAUCGACCUUGCGCCGGGUGCGAAGCUGCUCAUCCUUCAGUCUCUCAGGACCUUCCUCUCGCACGCUCUUCCAUCUACAUCAGGCGACAUCGAAGAUACUGGCAACGAGCAGUCUUGCCCGACUUGGUUCUUCCGUUCCGCUUUUGCAUCAUCGGCUGAAUUCGAGUACUUUCAGCGGAUUCUCGGUCGUCACUCAAGGUCGUCACGGUCGCGUAGCGUCUCGAUACAGCAAAUGCGAACGCACAAAACUCAGGAGCUAUCAGCGUCUCAGCACGGCAUCCAAGCAUCGUACGCGGACUGGCCGGCAGCCGAUCGGGCGACAUUAUCACUCAUGGACUUGGAUUCGACUUCAGGCAAGUCAUUGAAUCAGACCGAUCUUUACAGCUCGCUUCAAGCAGCCGUCACCUGGCAAUCUACCCUCGGGAGGGACUCCCCGACGACAGGAUCGGGGAAAUUGGCAAAGUCAGCAGCACUGUCACUGUACGCCCUACUCGAUCCAGUCUUGCUCGCCUCUUUCCUAGAUACUGCACCUUCAGCAUUUCAGCCGGAUCUGGACCUCUCGCAGCAAACUCACGGCCAGAAUGCCGGACUCUCAACUCCCGCACAGCUCGUGUUUGAGAUUGUCAGUCUCAUGCUAGCUCUGUGGCGCGGCUCGUCGUCUCCCAGCUCAAAAGCGCGGACGUCGCUCGCAGAUACCCUCGGCCACAUCUCGGUCUACUUUCCCUUCAGCCACCACACCGGCUCGAGCGGUCUCUCGGCGAAAGCAAAAUCGGCGGUGGUACAGAUGGACCUUGCAUACGCCGAGCUUGCCGCCCUUCUGGCUCUGAACGAGGCGGCCUCUCAAAAGAUCAAGUCAAAGUUCAACGUCGAGGUGCAGAUUGCUUCGGUCUCUUCUUUCAUCGCAGAGCUACUGUCCACGCCCGUGACAGAGAGUGGCACCGUCUCUCUCGCAUCCACCGGGGCAUCUGCCGGUAGUGUCCUCGAUCCGGACACCUUUCGUGCGCUGCUACCCACAUUGUGGUUCUUACUCGGCACGGAACACGAGUCACUUCUCGAUAGCUUGCUGGCGACGUAUCACAGUCAAGCAUCCACACACAAGGUGAAGGCUGUACUCUUCGAGUUCCUCGCGCGUGCGUUCCUGCUGUCAAAGGUCCGGGCCGCAUCGCCCUUCACCGCGUCAGAGAGCGAGCGCAUCCUGGAGAGCUUGUUGACGGCAUUCCCACGCACUUUGUGGGAAGCCGCCAAUUCGAGCAGCGGGCAAGCGUUCGCCGGAGUGCAGCUGGAGUUCCUGCAUUUCCUUCUGUUGCUGCCAUCGCCACCGGCCAAACUGGCGUACGAGAAACUCGGUCCGCUGUACUGGAUCCGACACCCGACCAAGAACGUAUCGGUGCCAGGUCCGUGGAACAAGCUGCCGCCGUCGCUGCGCAAGCUCGCCCUCGACAACAUCACGUUGUUACAAGGACGAGACGCCAAGCUGGACAAGGCGCUGUCUCAGGCGUUAGAGUUUGCUCAGGCUCGUUCGUGA
Messenger RNA from Kalmanozyma brasiliensis GHG001, 2259 nucleotides. Its product is annotated as Pre-rRNA-processing protein IPI1/Testis-expressed sequence 10 protein. The coding region runs from base 1 to 2259 and encodes 752 amino acids. Gene Ontology annotation, biological process: rRNA processing. Gene Ontology annotation, cellular component: nucleus. Lineage: Eukaryota; Fungi; Basidiomycota; Ustilaginomycetes; Ustilaginales. The record is from RefSeq and is a predicted model, not a curated record. The transcript has a single exon.